This is a messenger RNA of Lepus europaeus (European hare), 1275 nucleotides long. It is a transcript of the gene MYOZ1, whose product is annotated as myozenin 1. The coding region runs from base 103 to 996 and encodes 297 amino acids. NCBI's taxonomy places the organism in Eukaryota, Metazoa, Chordata, Mammalia, Lagomorpha, Leporidae. The transcript has 6 exons. Gene Ontology annotation, cellular component: actin cytoskeleton; Z disc. The record is from RefSeq and is a predicted model, not a curated record. Gene Ontology annotation, molecular function: actin binding; telethonin binding; FATZ binding.
CCAGCUCAUGUUCUCCGGUCACAGCAGCUCAGUCCUCCAAAGCUGCUGGACCCCAGGGAGAGCUGACCACCGCCUGAGCAACUGAUCAAAUCCACCUCCACAAUGCCGCUGUCAGGAACCCCUGCCCCUAACAAGAAGAGGAAAUCCAGCAAGCUGAUCAUGGAACUCACUGGAGGUGGACACGAGAGCUCAGGCCUGAAUCUGGGUAAGAAGAUCAGUGUCCCACGGGAUGUAAUGUUGGAGGAGCUGUCGCUGCUCACCAACCGGGGCUCCAAGAUGUUCAAACUGCGGCAGAUGCGGGUGGAGAAAUUUAUCUAUGAGAACCAUCCUGACGUUUUCUCUGACAGCUCAAUGGAUCAUUUUCAGAAAUUCCUUCCCACAGUGGGAGGACAGCUGGGCACAGCUGGUCAGGGAGUCUCCUACACCAAGGGCAGAGGUGGAGGCCAGGCAGGGGGCAGUGGCUCCGCUGGACAGUAUGGCUCUGACCACCAGCACCAUCAUGGCUCUGGGUCUGGAGCUGGAGGUGCAGGUGGUCCUGGGGGUCAGGCUGGCAAAGGAGGAGCUGCUGGUGCAGGAGGGGUUGGCGAGACAGGAUCAGGAGACCAGACAAGUGGAGAUGGAAAACAUAUCACUGUGUUCAAGACUUAUAUUUCCCCAUGGGAACGAGCCAUGGGGGUUGACCCCCAGCAAAAAGUGGAACUUGGCAUUGACCUGCUGGCCUAUGGAGCCAAAGCUGAACUUCCCAAAUAUAAGUCCUUCAACAGGACGGCAAUGCCCUACGGUGGAUAUGAGAAGGCCUCCAAACGCAUGACCUUCCAGAUGCCCAAGUUUGACCUGGGUCCCCUGCUGAGUGAACCUCUGGUCCUCUACAACCAGAACCUUUCCAACAGGCCUUCGUUCAAUAGAACCCCUAUUCCCUGGCUGAGUUCUGGAGAGCACGCAGACUACCAUGUGGAUAUUGGCAUCCCCUUGGAUGGAGAAACAGAGGAGCUGUGAUGUGCUUCCUCCUCUAAUUUGCAACAAGUUUCCCCUCUCUGGUUCUAGUUUGGAGAGGGCAUGCUGAGCAGGAUACUUCCACUGUUAAUUCAGUGUCCUUGUGGGAAUGGAGGGAAAAAAGGGGGAGAUCUGACUUUCUAUCUUUCACUGCCAGUCCCUACUCCAGGCAUCGCUCCUCACCAACUCAGAGCUCCCCUUCCACUUGCUUCACAGGGAACCUGCUCUUUUAUGGAAUUCGCUCUGCCACCAGUAACAAAUAAUAAAUUUCAAGGAAAUGAA